Molecule: messenger RNA, 955 nt
Organism: Panicum hallii
Lineage: Eukaryota; Viridiplantae; Streptophyta; Magnoliopsida; Poales; Poaceae
Exons: 6
Coding region: 1-591 (196 amino acids)
Source: RefSeq, a predicted model, not a curated record
AUGACGCUGCACGCGUUUUCUUUAUCCCGCGCCGCCCCAACCCCCGCGCGGCCCCUACGCCCCCGCCGCCCCGCCCCCGAGCCGUCGGCGCGCCGCCCCCGCACCGCGCCGCCGGCCCGCCGCCCCCGAGCGGCCCCCGCGCUGCCGACCUCGCCUCAUCUCCACUCCCGCCGCCUCGCUCUUCCUACUCCCCGACCCGCCACCCUCUCCGCCCAAGCUGCCACCCACCUGCGCAAGGCCGGGGCUGGGCGUCUCCAGCAGCUCCAUGCCGCCUCCUGCUGCAACAAUUCCGCUCCGGCCGCAGGAACCAGUGGAGGAAGCGCUACCGGCGCGAAGGAUUGGCGGUUCUUCUUGGCAUGGUAUUUGAUGUCGCUUGAUAAGAAUCCGAUUGCAACUAAGGCGGUCACUGCUGCUGUGCUAACUCUGGCCGGGGACCUCAUCUGCCAGCUACGCCCGCCACCGGAUUCAGACAUGGGAGAAGGUGGAGAAGAGAAAUCAUUCAAUUUCCUACAGGUUUUGCUUGAGGGCAGCAUAGCUGGAGGAACCGCUGGUGUUGUGGUUGAACAGCACUGUACCCAAUUGACACAAUAAAAACCAGGCUUCAGGCUGCUCGAGGUGGAAGCCAAAUUGAAUGGAAAGGCCUCUAUUCUGGAUUAGCUGGAAAUCUUGCUGGUGUUCUCCCGGCUUCUGCGAUACUUGUGGGAGUGUAUGAACCUACUAAAAGAAAACUAUUGGAGACACUUCCUGAAAAUUUGAGUGCUGUUGCCCAUUUUGUAAGUUAGUACAGAUUUAGCCUUCUGUCGUACUACCAGAUUUCUUAAAACAAUGCUUGUUGGAUGGCUUUGCUGUCUAUACAUGUACCUUUUCAUUUCACCUGCAAACAGAUCCAUAGCAUCUUAUAAGGCUUGCUGAUUGAAUCCAACUGAAAGAGUUCUACAUAUCUAGCUUGAGAAUA